AUGGACCCCGACGCCGCCUUCGGAGAAGCCCGGAGGAGCCUGGAUGAGGUGCCCGCCAAGAGCAUGGACAGCUUGCUGAGCUCGCCGACGGCCUUCCCGGGCGGCGGCCACUGCAGGAACGUGACCCUGGGCGGCCUCAGCCCGACGAUGCACGGCUCCGCUUACCCCGCUCCGGCCCUGGACGGCCCUCCUUCCUCCGGCCCCGGAGACGCGUCGACAAAGCAAUGCAUUCCGUGCCCGGCCAUCCCGCAGGCAUCCUCGACGACCAGCGCCUCGCCCUUCUCCUGCGGAUAUUUCGGCGGUGCCUACUGCUCCUACCGAGUGGCCCGCGGUUCCCUCAAGCCGUGCCCCGCGCCGCCUCAGCCCGGCUACCCGACGGCAGCGGAGAAGUACCUGGACGCCUGCAGCUCGGCGCCCGCCGCCGCGGCUCCCGAGGAGUACCAGACGCGCCCAGCCGAGUUCGCCUUCUACCCGGGUUACGCGGCGGGGCCUUACCAGCCGAUGGCGAGCUACCUGGACGUUUCGGUAGUGCAGACCAUCGGAGGGCCUCCUGGCGACGCCAGGCACGAAGCGCUCCUGCCCGUGGACCCUUACCACGAACCCUGGGCCUUGGCCGGGGGAUGGAACAACCAAAUGUGUUGUCCAAAAGAUCAAAGCCCAGCAGGACACUUUUGGAAAACUGCUUUCGCAGGUAACCAAUGCCUUUUUUUUAAAAAAAAGAAAGAACGAACGAAAGAAAGAAACGGCCGCCUCUUUCUCUUCUCCCUUCUCCCCAGCCCUGUCACCGCCGCUGCCCUACAAGGCCGCCAGAUCCUCGGGGUGGAUUUCGUGGUUUUCCAGGGAGCUGGGUAGACUAGACCUCAGGGAGCGCUUGAUCCCCAAAAGGAAAAGAGCUGGGGCCUCCAUCCUGUCUGCUUUUCAACCUAGACGUGUGUUUGUGUGUGUGCUUGUAGUGACUGCGGGUAGUCCUGGUUGGAAACUUUGCAGAUGCUCCAAACCAUCUUUAUUCUCAAAUAUUCACCAUCUAUUCUGGCGCCGGUCCCUAUAUUAGCUUAGUUCUUGGGAUACCUGCGUUGCAUGUGUGUAGGUGUUUAGAUAUCACACCCACCCACGCUAUAAUAAGAUACGAUACAAUAUAAUACAACCAGCCUAAUAUCCCCCAGUUGUAUGAUAAAUUAAUGUGGCCUCAUCAGCUUCUAAGAGAUAUAUAUGAGAGAAUUGUGUGCGUGAGUGUGUGUAAUUCCAAUCAGUUCAUAUUGCAAUGAAAUCAGCAGCAGAUUUUUACACCCUACGCGCUGCACGCGGAGAUAUAGGCGUCAAAUAUGCACCAGCAGGGUGGCUAAUUUCACUGCUGUAUGAAUUGCUCUCAGGGUCACCUGAAAUAUUAUUACAAAAUAUAUAUGAGGUUAGACAACUAUGUAUGCCCUUUGUGUGCGCGUCUCUAUCCUCUUAGUUGCUGCUGCUUUAGUUUACGUAUGAAAAAUGCUGCUCAGAAAGGCUGUGAAAUCUCACCUACUGGUUAUUUUUCAACACCCAAUAUGACCUGGCGGGUUAGAGCUUUUUUCUAACAUACCCUGGAUCCUUCGGAUAAUAGCUAGAAUUAAAUAUGAACCAGCUCUCCAAUGGUGGAGCAGGCAUAAUGUAAUCAUAAUGUUAAAAAACCACAUGGGUAGUGUAAUCAUAAAUGUCUCUGAGCAUGUGUGGAGUGCCCUUCCCUCAUCGCUGAUUAGUCCCCAGUCAGCCCCAAUCACAAACCAGAAUUAGGGCGAGGGCCUCUGUGUUUGAGCACCCUCCGUCUCCAGCACCUGCCAUGCUAUCAAUAUUGCUAUCACAUUUUGCCUCAUUAAAUCAGAUCAGUCUCUACAAUGGAACUGCAAUAUAUUGGCAUUGCUACAGGUGCGUAAUACUCUAUCUUAGUUUUCCUACCCAUCCAGCUUUCUGUGUCUGCAUUUUCAGCUGCUGUUCCUUUGUUUUUAUAAAAAAAACCCUGAUCCAUCGCAUCCAUUAGAAACAGAAAUACUCCCCGCCCCCGUAACAUUGUGCACGGCCAGAUUGGUUCCAAGUGCCUUAGGGCAGAUGCAGAAAAUUAUAGGCAAUGGUAAGGCUGGAGAUUAUUGCUAUUCCUGCCAUGCGCCCCAAUGUAUCAGUGGGACACUGAUUGUAGAAUUGAGACAUAGAACCAUUUAUUUCCGCUGGAAGUCUAAUGUCAGUCUAGAGCAAAUUGACUCUAAGAAAACAAACGAAGCUUCGCUAUCUACCAACCAGUGUGUUAAGGAAGGCAGGCUAACCUCAGUAUUUCUGCUUUACUGGUCUGGAGACCCUGCUAGAUGGAAUGGAGAAAGAGGAGACAAGUCCUUGAGACAGACUAGUCCUAAAGAAAGGAUUAUGGCAGGGACAUGUUGCAUCCACAACAACAUAGGUAACUGUGGGGGGCCUAGGCAGAGGGGUUAUUGCCUUAAAUAUAUCAUGCACAGACAGGGGUUUUUUUUGCGGAUGGGAGAGCCAUCUGGAUGCAAGAAGGAUGGACUAGAUUACUACUGGUACUUCCUUUCAGCUACUACAUUCCCUUCAGUCUCUGUGUGGCCUUCCAGUGACCACUCACCUAACUGGUGCUUAAUAUGACUCUGCCACAAGGGGUCGUAGAAUCUUCCCCUGCUUUAAGCACAGACCUGCGGCCAUUGCAGUGUGUGACUGCAACCGACCAAACCAUUCAUUCUGGCUCAAGCCCUAUUAAAUUCUGCAGGAAUUCUCAGGGGGUAAGUGUGCCUUCAGUUGCACAUCUAAUGAGUAGCUGGUGGACUAUCAGAUGUGAGAUGUCUUAACAGAAGUGACAGACCUGUUGAGUCAGUCAUAGUUAAGUGGCUUUCCUGAAAACAAAUCUCCCAAGUCUAUAACAACAACAACAAAUUAAGUUGGGAGCUAAGUGUGUAAGGUUUGAGGUUGUGCAGAACUUUUCAUCAAGCAGAAGAAUUAUGCAAAACCCCAGGCCUUGCGUACUCCAGCACCAACUAAGCUUCUUCCACAAAGCAUACCAAUAUAUAUUUACACUAGCCCAAGCUUGAGGUUUUAAUCCUCUUGCAGUGCAACAACAAAUAUUUAGUCAAUUAAAUGUUUUCAGUCAAUUACCGGGGACCCAAUCCCUACCUAUGACUAAUGACCUGACUUCUGGUCCACUUUUGCAUUUACUUGAAAGAAAUCUCAUUUAAUUUCCAUGGGACAUCUUUCCACUUGAGUUUGUUUAGAAUCACUGCUAAACUUUUCCUAGGGGCAAAGAGAAGAUCAUUCAUCUGCUUCUCUGCUUAUUAAUAACAAAAUUACACUGAUCCACACUUACACCGCUAAGCGUUAACACAAAAUACAAACUCAGUGCAGAAAUAUUGCUUGUUUAUCAAUUUUCCUAAAUUAUUUCUAAAUCAUCUUUCAGGGCACAUUGCCCUCACAAGGCAGUGUACAAAAAUUCAUCCACAAAACGUAGUGGUAUAUUAUCCCAUUAAAUUAAAAAUCACAUCACAUCUUUGAAAUUGGUGUAAAAUGUAUUGCAACCAUUAAUGAAAUAGAAAUUAAAAUGUAUUAAAAUUUCUCUUAAAAACUGCCAGCAAUGGGGCCACAUAUACUUCCUAAUGUGGGGGGGGGGAAGUGGGGAGAUAAUUCCACAAAUAGUGAAUUACUGUGGGGGGGGGGGGAAUCCUGCCCCUAACACUCAUCAUUCUGAAACUUCUUAAAACUGAACCACAGAGCAUGGUAAAUCUGUAUAUUUACCUCAAAAUGAGUGUCCAUAAUACUUUCUGUGAAUGUAGUUGUAGACUGACAAUCUCCUCAUUAAUUAACAGACACAUCUUCCAAGCCACAACAUAAUAUUAGCUUUGCUGCAGCAGCAACAAUUACUGUAUUUACUUUUAUACAAUUCCGCCAAAAGGUGCAAAAAUCUUAAAAGCAGGGAAGCAAAUUUAUUAUAUAAAGCAUUUAUAUGCCACCUUUCUUUUUUCCUUUUCCUUUUUUAAAUAUGCCACCUUUCUGAUGCACAACCUCCCAAAGCUGUUUACAAGAUUCUGAAAUAAUAUUAGAGCAAUAAAAUUUAAUAUGAGACAAGAGAAGAAGAUUCCUGUAGGAAAAUAAAUAAAUAUGACAAGCGCAUUCUAUGAUGACCUUAUAUUUACGAGCAAAUAACUUUUAAAACUCUGCAUCAGUGUAACCAUUGUGGUGCUGUAGGCCCCAAUCCAGUGUAUCCCAAUGUUUUAGGUGUAGUAGCAAUUUCACAGUGCUCUGUGCUCCCAGCAAAUACCAAUGCAAUUUUGUUUCAGAAUUGCUCGUGUGAAACCCUACAUUAUCCAUUAUGGUGAUUCAGUAUUUCACGUCUCAUGUCUUUAAGGCCGCCAGCACAACAACAAAAAUUAAAGGUGCAAUAGCAGGAAGUUAUGGAAUAUCCUCCUCCAGCAAAUAUGCCUGACAUUGACAUUUCUGCACCAGGUUAAGACCUACCUGCUUACCUGGGCUUUUUUGAGUUGCUAGCAGUAGCCUCUGUUGUUCUAUUGAGUUGUGUUGGCUCCCUGAGAUGUUUUUAUGAUUGAUCUACAGCUGAUUUUAGGCAUGUUUUAUCUUCUCUGCCUAUUUCUUAGGUUGCUUGCAUUGUAACUGAUCUGUAACCCACAUUGAGAUUGUAAGAUGAAAGGUGGUAUAUAAUUAUAUUAAAUAAGUGCGUGUGUACAUACUUAUUUAAUAUUUAGUGUAUGUAUGUACACACACACAUUUAAUGUGUGUGUAUACAUACUUAUUAUAUACACACACAUAUAAUUUUAUACCUUUUUUUUUUUUUUUUGCAUGCAACCCCACUCAAAUGAAUGGGACCUGCUUGAGUCCUUCCACGCACCUGAAUGGGGAAUGGGCAGGAGAAAUUUCCAUUGGGUUUGCUCUAAUGUUUUUACUCAGUUAUGCAAUUGCUGUUAGUUACAGCUGACUGCACAGUGAACAGUGGGCAAUGAAAUAAAUUCAUAGCUAUUCAAAUUACGUAACAACAACAGCGUUUAUACUGCAAUAAGGUGUGCUGCCUUCGAUCACCUCAGCAUUGUAUUGCUGUGGCAGUAUAGCCCCCAAGGAAUAUAAAUAUUUCAGUAAUGUAUAACGCUGUGUAAGGUUAUCCACCACCAGCAUCUAGCAUUAUUUAUUGGUGUCUAGGCAGGAAAUAAUUACUCCAGACAGACAGGACACACAAGCAAAAACCUCUGUCUCAAAGAUUUAGUAAAGGAUUUUUUCAAAAUAUUAAUGGGCACAUUUGAAGUUAAGCACUUAUAAAUCUAUGGCUUCCAGUGGUAGAUUUAAGCAUGUGCAUACAUCUCUUUCAUUGAAGAUGCAAUGGGAAUUAAAAAUAUCUACCCUUGGCUGCAUCAUGUCCAUGUUUUUAAAAACUCAUUUAGUAAAAUGUGCCAAAGAUCAUAAGACUCAACUGAGGAUCUGGAGUGCAGAUGAUGGCUAUAAUUUACGUUAACUGACGUCCCACCCAGGAUAUUUCAAUGCAGCGUAGAUCCCGGAUGAAAUCAUUUCACAUUAAUUUUCAGAUCUAUGUGGCCAUACACUGACCACCCAAACAGUUUGACUGUUGUUUCAUAAAGAUACACCACAAAGAUGCUUAAGUGUUGGGUAACAAGCUUUUUUUAAAAAAAAAAAAAGCAGCACGCGAUAAAAUUAAUAAAUAACUCAGCCAGAUCUUUUGUUUCUCUUUCCCCAUUUUUACUUAUUUUUGGAAGUAAAAGUUCUAGCUCAGUCUUGAAAUUUCAAGAAAGCAUCUUGCUUGCUGGCAUCAUAACCCAACAAUUCCUCAAAACACAGUCUGUAAGAACACAGCAAUCCCCUUUGUUAAAAAGCUUUAUUACAUUUUUUAAAAAUUCCACACAUUAUGAAAUUGUAUGCUCCUAUCUACUAAAAUUAUUUCAGCACUCACUUUAUUUAGGUAACACUGCAGGUCCCAAAACAGCAUCUGGCUUUUUCCAUCAGAUACCAGUAACAUGCAACAGCAAGUAACUAUAAGAGGAGUAUUUCCUCGUACUAUUCAGUUCUGCAGGUUAUAUUCAUACAAAGUACCAAAACACAGUAUUAUUUUCUGUGAGCACUGUUCAUUACUAUAGUCUUCACUUACAGCCAUGUCCAAACUCCAGUGACACACACAGGAAGGCUAGCGGUCUGUUUGGUGUUAAUGAUUACAUAGAAAUGAAACACUGACAAUAAUUUAUUAAUAUACAGGUGUGUGUGUGUGUCUAACUAAAUCUUGUGAAUGUGAAGAUGGUUGCUAAAACAUAUGUGAGUAAUCAAAACCUUGUCCUGAAUAAUUUCCUAACACAACCCCCUUUCCUAAAAAAUAUAUAUUUGGAAAUCAGUUCCAUUGAAAUCAAUAGGGUUUUGCAUCAAAUUAUUUACAACCAGUGUAAAAGUUGCUCAGCUGAUCUGAACCCCCAACAAAGAUAUUUUAAUCCAGACUAAUUUGCAAUUUUAAGCCCUGCACUAUUACUCUUUAUAAUAAAUUAAAUACCUACAGGAAAAUAUGUGGCACACUUUGCUUCUAACUCCCGUUGGUUAAAAUGGGUUGGAAGCAAGUGAAAGGAAUUGUUGCCAGGCAGAUCAGUUAGGUAGAAAAAUAUCGAUUUCUAAAUUUUCCCACGUCUGUAUUUGACAGCCCACAUUUGGUCGAAUUGGGUGUUUUGUUUUUACGCACAACCUCCACAUUUAUCGCGCCAUGAUUUCAGUGGGAUUUUACGCGCAAAGCAAACUUCUCUAAAAUGGGGUUGUACUCUCGCAAAGCAGAGAAACGGCCUCACCGGCAUCAGACAGAGGCCGGAAAAAAGAAAAAGGCAUUAUGGCGGCAGAUCUGUGUUUCGGGGACAAAUUCAAUGCAUGUGAGAAUAAAUAGGGCAGGGGGGAAAUGAGGUGGUGAAAGAUAACCAAGAGAGAAUGAAAUGAAACGGAUAAUAUUCUGCAGAGUCUUAACUUGUGAGUUUAGGGGCCAAGAAAAAGUCCAGCGGUUUUUAGAAGAGUCCAUUUCGCUCGGCUGUGGCCUUGGGGGAUUUCCUAGACAAAGGACUGGGCGGUGGUGGUUAUGAGUUUCAUUCCCCAGGGCAGGCCUUCCUUCCUAACUCUCGUCUGAGUUUAACGCGCUCUCCUCUUUUCUUCCUUUCCUCCCUUCUGCCGGUCAGAAGCUGUAGGCCAGCACCCUCCGGAGGGGUGUACCUUCCGCCGGGGGCGCAAGAAGAGGAUCCCUUACAGCAAAGGGCAGCUGAAAGAGCUGGAGAAGGAAUACUCCAACAGCAAGUUCAUCACCAAGGACAAGAGGAGAAAGAUCUCCGCCGCCACCAACCUCACCGAGAGACAGAUCACCAUUUGGUUCCAGAACCGCAGGGUCAAAGAGAAGAAGGUCGUGGCCAAGGUCAAAGGCACCAGUGCGCCCGCGCCCGCGCCUGCUACCACCAACAGCAGCGGCCCCGGCAGCGCCAGCAGCACCCCGUGA
This is a messenger RNA of Podarcis lilfordi (Lilford's wall lizard), 7492 nucleotides long. NCBI's taxonomy places the organism in Eukaryota, Metazoa, Chordata, Lepidosauria, Squamata, Lacertidae. The record is from the annotation of a GenBank genome assembly.